This is a messenger RNA of Polychytrium aggregatum, 1325 nucleotides long. RefSeq names its product ras-related protein rab-2A-like protein. NCBI's taxonomy places the organism in Eukaryota, Fungi, Chytridiomycota, Chytridiomycetes, Polychytriales. Gene Ontology annotation, biological process: regulation of endocytosis. Gene Ontology annotation, molecular function: GTPase activity; GTP binding. The record is from RefSeq and is a predicted model, not a curated record. The transcript is spliced from 8 exons. Gene Ontology annotation, cellular component: endosome. Bases 306 to 968 code for a protein of 220 amino acids.
GACGAUCGUGGGCAUUGAUGGCGGUGAUCGUUACGUCGACGGCGGUAAUCAUUACAUUGGCGAUCGCAUUGGCGGCGACCAUGCCUGCGACGACUUGACGCUUGAUCGCCUGGCGAGAACGUCCCUCGCUCGCCCCAUCCGCGCGAUCGCUCCUCGGCGAGAAAGUCCGCCUUUCCUCCCCCCCCCGCAGCGCACUGGCCCGUCCUCCUGCGUCCAGACACAACCCUGGCUCUCUCCAACAUCCGCCGUCCCGUCCCGCUUGCCCGAUUCGCCAUCUUGCAUCUAUCCCGCAAACCCGUCUCCUCAUGGCCUCCAACUCCUAUGAUCUCUUGUUCAAGUUCAUCAGCGUCGGCGACAGCGGCGUUGGCAAAUCAUGCAUCCUUCUAAGAUUCACCAAUCGUGAAUACAUCCCGACCGAAACCACAAUCGGAAUCGAGUUUGGCAGUCAAGUCGUCACGGUGGAGGACAGAAAGCUCAAGCUGCAAAUAUGGGACACUGCCGGACAGGAGAGUUUUCGAUCCAUCUCCCGGGCGUACUACCGCGGCGCCAUCGGCUGUUUACUUGUCUACGAUAUGACAAGGCGAGACUCGUUUAAUCAUCUGCUGACAUGGCUUGAAGAUGUGCGCCAGCAUGGCAACGAGGAUAUCAUCACCAUGCUGGUGGCAAACAAGAGCGAUCUGGCUUCGAAACGAGUCGUGUCCCGGGCCGAAGGCGAGGCCUUUGCCAAGAAGCACAAUCUGCUGUACAUCGAAACAUCGGCAAAGUCGGGCGAAAAUGUCGAGGAAGCCUUCCUGGAGCUGGCACAAGAGAUUUACUCUGCCUUGAAUCUGUCACAGGACCUGACCCAAAUUCCUGAGGCCGAUCUACGCCGCUUGGAGCAACACGGUGUCAAGAUUGGACCCAAACGCACCCUCAACAUCAACCCAAAUGCACCGUCGUCCACAAGCAGCCCGCAGUGCGAAUGCUGAGUCCCCGUUCGCUUUGCUGUCAUCGCGCAAGCUUGCCCGCUGGCUGCAUAGGUGUUGCCGAUACAUGCGAUCCUUUACUUCCAUGCAUCGGCGUCGGCUCCGUCCCAUCUACCGAAGCCCCGAAACACCGAAAUAUCAAUCGAUUCCGUCAAUGUGUCUGAGUAGCACCCAGCCCCCACACCCCCUCAUAUCCGAUCGCUUCUUGAUGGCCGUGGCGACGGCGAGGAACAGCGAUGGCAGCAGUCGAGCGGCCUGUUUUAUAUUGUCUGUUUGGUUCCCUUUCCUUUCGGGUUGUCCGGUUUUUUUUUUUGCUUUUCUUUUUGGUCUCGGUUGUUCAAUACAAUGUUUCUGAAAUGA